Pochonia chlamydosporia 170 is the source of this 855-nucleotide messenger RNA. RefSeq names its product fumarylacetoacetate hydrolase family protein. The transcript has 6 exons. The record is from RefSeq and is a predicted model, not a curated record. Gene Ontology annotation, molecular function: acetylpyruvate hydrolase activity. Bases 1 to 855 code for a protein of 284 amino acids. Lineage: Eukaryota; Fungi; Ascomycota; Sordariomycetes; Hypocreales; Clavicipitaceae.
AUGACUGGGUUCUCACGAUUGGUUCGUUUCACCUGCGAGGAAGACGACGGUUCUUACUUCGCUGACCUCGGUUCCAGCGUCGUGGAGCCGCCUUCUCAAGGCACAAAGCUGGAAGCAUACCAGACCGUUGACGACCUCAUCCAACAGAAAGAUGUCAAGGUCGUAACUGUUCUCCAACUUUUGGCGCCGCUACCGGUUGACGGGGUUCCGAUAUAUUGCGUAGGCUUAAACUACCACAGCCACGCAAAAGAAGCUGGACUCACCGUGCCCUCUUACCCACCGCUAUGGACGAAACCUGCUGCGUCAUUAGCACACCCCGGCGAGGCAAUUCCCAUCAAUGACUUUUGCGCGAAAAGCUUGCUCGACUACGAGGGGGAGCUUGUCUUCGUCACGUCAAAAGACUGCAAGGAUGUAUCGCCUCAAGAUGCCGAGAAUUACAUACUAGGCUACACCGUCGGCAAUGACAUUAGUUGCAGAAAGUUUCAACUUCCGAGCAAUUCCGGAGGUCAAUUUUUCUUUGCCAAAGCAUUUGAUAAAUUUGCACCGAUCGGUCCUACGCUCAUUAGUCCAGAACUUUUUGCCAACGGUUCAGGAUGUCAAGUCAUAACAAAGGUUAACGGGCAAAUUCGCCAGACGGCGGGCAUUACAAAAGACAUGAUCUUUUCACCCCUCAAAGUGCUUAGUCACAUGAGUCAGGGUACAACGAUCCCAGCUGGCACAGCGGUAAUGACAGGAACGGCAGCGGGGGUCGGAGCUUUCCUAAAGCCAAAGACAUUUCUCCGAGACGGUGAUGUGGUAGAGAUACAAAUGGAAAAGGUGGGGAUUUUGAAAAACGAGAUUUCUUUCAAGCAUUAG